Molecule: messenger RNA, 1004 nt
Organism: Guillardia theta CCMP2712
Lineage: Eukaryota; Cryptophyceae; Pyrenomonadales; Geminigeraceae
Exons: 11
Coding region: 31-819 (262 amino acids)
Biological process (GO): protein dephosphorylation
Cellular component (GO): cytoplasm
Molecular function (GO): phosphatase activity
Source: RefSeq, a predicted model, not a curated record
AGGUCUCUCUGCUUCUGGUCAGCUGCCGGCAUGUCAGUCAGGAGGGAGCGACUGGGAGGACAAGCGAAUCCCGAUCUCAGGGAGAAGAUUCCUCUUGAGGAAGAAGAAGAUGAAGGGGAGGAGGAGGAGGAGGAGGAAGGGAGCGAGCGAGCAGAGGGGGCGCGAGUGACGAAACAACCGACAAGUAAGAGCGGUGGGGCAGACGGGAGAGAGGCAAGCCCUCCCAAGUAUGUCGACCUGCUCGAAUCGCUCGCGCUCGAGCCGCGCAACGUCGACCUCGUGUCAAGUCAAGACCUCAACGCCGACAUGCCGGACGAGCUUUACCCUCCAAAGAACUUCGCGAUGGUCGAAAAGGGCAUCUAUCGCAGCGCGUAUCCCACCAAGAAGAACUUUGACUUCCUCGCCAAGCUCGGGCUCAAGAGCGUCGUUUACCUCUGUCAGGAGGAGUACUCCCGUCAGGUCCUCCAGUUCUAUCGUCAGGAGGGCAUUACAGUCUACCAGCAUGGAGUCAGCGGCAACAAAGAGCCUUUCGUAGACAUCAGCGACGAGAUGAUCUACUCAGCAUUGCAGCGACUUCUAGACGUUAGCUUCCACCCCAUCCUCAUCCACUGCAACCAGGGGAAGCACAGGACGGGAAGUUUGGUCGGCUGCCUGCGGGCGAUGAAUCACUGGUCGAUGGCUGCCAUCUUCGACGAGUACAGGAGGUUUGCCGGGAACAAGGCUAGGAGAGCGGACCAGCAGUUCAUCGAGCUAUUCCACCGAAAGUUCCCCAAGGUCAAGACGGAUCCUCGUCAACAUCCUGUGUGGUUUCUCGGUUGACGUCAUCACUUGAAUGUAAUCUAGCGAAUCGACCAGCGCCUCCUAGUGCGGUUAACUAGUCGGGGAAGAGGAGAUUGUAAGAGUAUGUAGCAGAGGAGAAGGAGGAGGAGAAGGAGGAGGAGCAUUCAUGUCUUCUCAUGUUCCUGUAAGUAGAUGAGUGUGAUCUAUGAAAGUCAAUAGUCGCA